Dicrocoelium dendriticum is the source of this 890-nucleotide messenger RNA. NCBI's taxonomy places the organism in Eukaryota, Metazoa, Platyhelminthes, Trematoda, Plagiorchiida, Dicrocoeliidae. The record is from the annotation of a GenBank genome assembly.
UUUCGCCAAUUUGUUUCGCAUGGUUGUGUAGUGUAGCCGGUCCGCGGGCGUCACGGUAACACGUUAACAGCUUGUCGCACUACUUGGACACGGAAGAGCUCAGAAUGCCGGACCGAAGGAAUAUUACAGUAGUCUUCGGCGUCGACCGCAAGUGGUCGAAGCUGUUAAGCAUGUCUGAAUCAGAUUCCUCCGAUUCGGAACUUCUUUUACAAGCUUUUCCGGUACCGCCGAGCGACACUACCGAUCCUCCGAGCAUCGAGAAAGCACUUACCUCGCCAGAAGAAUACAUAAAAUUUGUUCGAUAUGAAGCGUCAUCUUAUCCCAAAGUCCUCCACAGUGGCUUUGUCCCCUCAGAACCAGCUGAAGAGGCUGGACAAGAGAAUAACAGUUUUUGCUCCUCUUCAUCCGAAGCUUUACCACAGUCAAAUGAAUACCUUCUUUCGAACUUCGAUUCAACGGUUGAGGAAUUUCGGGCGGUCAAAAUCCUUCUCUCUCGAAUGGAGCUUGAUGAGACCCAUAUUUUACCAAUCGUUACACUACUGCAUGGAUCCAAUCGCAUAUUUUUUCCAGCGACAAUGUGUGUUGGUACUAAAAUACCACCGGAUAACUUCAGUGGGAUCCGCCUAUCUACUCUAUGCUUUGACAAAUACUAUAUGCUGUAUUCUUGUACUGGGUCAAUUCUGCUGUGUAAAAGUAUUUUCUCUUAAUAUCGUAAGGCUGAGGAUCGCUUACAUUUGCUUAAUGGUACAGUAUUCCGACAGACACGUGUAUUUCGUGACGAUAACAAUAUUUUCGUUAUUUGCACUGAGAAAAUGAUACGAAAUGCAUUCGUCUGCCGAAAUUCACCUCCUCACUAUACUUCCCAUAUUACUGAGAGGAACUAAUUGUUU